Molecule: messenger RNA, 1844 nt
Organism: Helianthus annuus (common sunflower)
Lineage: Eukaryota; Viridiplantae; Streptophyta; Magnoliopsida; Asterales; Asteraceae
Product: cytochrome P450 CYP82D47
Exons: 2
Coding region: 6-1580 (524 amino acids)
Biological process (GO): defense response to other organism
Molecular function (GO): iron ion binding; heme binding; monooxygenase activity
Source: RefSeq, a predicted model, not a curated record
UUGCAAUGGAUUUACUUUUACCACUAGUAAUCUUUGUUGCCAGUAUUUUAUGUUUUUUUAUCUUUAGUAGUAGGAUCAACAACGGGUUGGGAGCGAGAACACCAGAAGCUGCUGGAUCAUGGCCCAUAAUUGGCCACUUGCAUCUUUUAGCUGGUUCCAAAGUUACUCACAGACUGUUGGGUUCUAUGGCGGACAAGUUUGGACCAGUUUUCACUCUUAAACUUGGUGUCCAUCGAGUUCUAGUUGUUAGCAAUUCUGAGAUGGCUAAAGAGUGUUUAACUACCAAUGAUAGAGUCUUUGCUAGCCGGCCAAAAGCCUUGGCAAGCGAGCUAAUGGGCUACAACUAUGCUAAUUUCGGCUUUGCACCAUAUGGACCAUACUGGCGUCAUAUUCGAAAGAUAAUUGUGCAUGAGCUGGUGUCUCAACAUCGCCUUCAAAUGCUUGCACAUAUUCGCGUCUCUGAAGUGAAGUCAUCCAUAAUAGACAUCUACAGAAGUUGGGUUCGAAAUAAAGAGUUUUCUGAAACCGUAAUGGUUGACAUGAAAGAAUGGUUUGGAAACUUGAUUGUGAACAUGGUUGUAAGGAUGUUGUUUGGCGAUCAUUUUUCAUCUGGUCAACAAAAUAGAGAAGAGUUUCUAAAGGCCAUUAGGCGGUUUGUGGACCUGUUUGGAGCGUUUGUUCCAUCAGAUGCCAUUCCAUGGUUGAGGUGGUUAGAUUUAGGAGGGUAUGAGAAGAAGAUGAAGAAGACGGCGCUAGAGAUAGAUAUUGUAGUUAAUGGAUGGCUAGAAGACCAUAAAAAGAAGAUGAGUUCUACUUCUACAAUGCAGGAAGAAGAGAGCAGACACCAAGCAGUCUUCCUGGCUGCAUUGUUAUCCCAUGUUAAGGAAGAAGUAAAGGAGGAAGUGUAUGGCUUCAGCACUGAACAGAUUGUGAAAGCAACAUGCUUGGCGAUAUUUGUAGCAGCUACUGACACGACAACAGUGACUCUAACAUGGGCUUUAGCUUUACUAGUCAACAACCCGCUGGUGUUAAAAAAAGCCCAACAAGAGCUUGAAAACUAUGUUGGAAGAGAUAGAAAAGUUGAAGAGUCAGACAUGAACAAUUUGGUCUAUCUUCAAGCCAUUAUCAAAGAGACAAUGCGUCUUUAUCCAGCUGCGGCCCUUUCGGUUCCUCAUGAAUCUACAGAAGACUGCAAUGUAGGCGGUUACACUGUCCCUAAAGGCACUCGCCUUUUUGUAAAUAUUUGGAAGAUUCAUCACGAUCCACAAAUUUGGACUGAUCCAUUUGAGUUCCGACCUGAGAGGUUCUUGACAACCAAAAAAGAAAUCAAUGUGAAGGGACAGCAUUUCGAGUUGAUUCCAUUUGGAAGUGGUAGAAGAAUAUGCCCGGGGAUCUCCUUUGCUUUUGAAGCUAUGCAGUUGAUACUGGCCAGCCUAAUUCAUGGAUUUGAGUUCCAAAAUCCAUCAAAUGAGCAGAUUGAGAUGACAGAAAGUCCAGGACUAACUAGUCAAAAAGCUACUCCACUUGAGCUACUUGUCGCACCUCGACUAUUGCCACAUGUGUAUGGAGUCUUGGCUUAGGCUUCCUGUUACUUUAAACAGAAGUGCCGAUGUUAAAGAACUAUUCAAGCCAUAAGUAGCCACUAAAAGAUGUUGGAAGGAUGUACAUGUUUUCAGAAGUGCCGAUGUUAAAGAACUAUUCAAGCCAUAAGUAGCCACUCUUGUAGUUUCUGAAAUAAAUGCAGUUUGUUACAUUUCUGUUUUCAAAUUGUUGCUUUCCGUUGUCAUUAUCUUACCUGUUUAAGCUUUGUAUUGUGAUGAAUAAAGAUAACUUCUUCCAGCACA